Mus pahari (shrew mouse) is the source of this 2462-nucleotide messenger RNA. RefSeq names its product LY6/PLAUR domain containing 1 (gene Lypd1). Bases 204 to 677 code for a protein of 157 amino acids. Gene Ontology annotation, molecular function: acetylcholine receptor inhibitor activity. Gene Ontology annotation, biological process: acetylcholine receptor signaling pathway. The transcript has 4 exons. The record is from RefSeq and is a predicted model, not a curated record. NCBI's taxonomy places the organism in Eukaryota, Metazoa, Chordata, Mammalia, Rodentia, Muridae.
CCCACCACAACUCGGCAGCCGUCACGUGGUACCCGGAGUGGGAGGGGUGGGGGCAGAAGAGGCGAGACUUUUUUGGGUGCUCCGGAUCGCCAGUAGUUCUUCAAGCCUCAGCAGCCAACUCCUCCGGAGGCGCUGCGCUCCGCCCCAGAGAGCGCGAACCCAAGGAGCCUGGGACCAGCCUCUGGGAGCCCCGGGCGCGGGCGAUGCGGGCGCCGCGGGCGACACCUGCGGCUCCUCUCGGUGGCAGCCGUCGCUUGGGCGGCAGCAGCGCGACAACUUUUUGCGGAUUGUUCUGGCUUCCAGGACUGGCGCUGCAAAUUCAGUGCUACCAGUGUGAAGAAUUCCAGCUGAACAACGAUUGCUCGUCCCCUGAGUUCAUCGUAAAUUGCACAGUGAAUGUUCAAGACAUGUGUCAGAAAGAAGUGAUGGAGCAAAGUGCGGGGAUCAUGUACCGGAAGUCGUGUGCAUCGUCAGCAGCCUGUCUCAUUGCUUCAGCUGGGUACCAGUCCUUCUGUUCCCCUGGGAAACUGAACUCCGUGUGUAUCAGCUGCUGCAACACCCCGCUUUGCAAUGGGCCGAGGCCCAAGAAGAGAGGCAGCUCUGCCUCGGCCAUCAGACCAGGGCUUCUCACCACUCUCCUGUUCUUCAACUUAGCCCUCUGCUUGGCACACUGCUGAAGCUAAAGGAGAUGCCAACCCCUGCUGCCUCACAUGUCCGGCCCUUCGUCUCUCACCUUCCCGAGUCUCUUCUGGGUGUCCUUUUAUUCUGGGUAGACAAGGGAGUCUUUUUGUUCCCUCCUUUCAAGUAAUGCAAAAUUGCCGUGCACAAAUACUUUUGUAAGCUCUGAACCAAUUCACUCUGAAUUUCUGUGUGUAGCUGAAGGAAAAAGCAUGGAGCAGAAAGUCUAGACCCUCCCAUCCCAAUCUGGUUAACCACCGCCAAGGCUAGCAUCCUGGAAGCAUCCCCCUUAGAAGUCAUUGCGAUAUGCAUCUGCCUUUCCCAAAGUCUUGAGCUUCCAUUCUGUCCCAAUAGGAAUCGCAGUCUAUUCGGGGACCGCUGCUGCGUGAAGGUAUCUCUGCUUUUGUGGGAGGGGAGAGCCAAUUUCGGCUCAAGGCUUCUGAAGUUGACAUUCAUACUUCCUGCUCCUGUAAACUAUUUUCUGUGGUGGACCCAGCUGGUUUGGUGUCUGAGCCAGUCUGUGGCGACUCAGGACUCAAGGACUCAAGGGGCUUAGCCUCUCCAGGCUUGGCCUCAGUCUGAAAAGUGCUUAAGAAAACCUUGUUAGUUCUCCUGGAGGAAGAGUUACUGCGCUGGGAGGCUAGGAAGAUGAGGGGGCUGCGGGCUGAGCUGGUGCUGUCCUUGGUGGAGAUGAAGCGGGCACGCUGGCGUUUCUCUUGGUUGGCGUGCUGCAGAGUCAGCCGGCAGCAAAGCACCUGCCAGAACACCUUCCGAAACUGCUGAGAAGACACGUUGUAGAGGAGAGGGUUGACCACGGAGCUGAGGUAGAAGAAGGUGUCGGAGAAGGGCAGGAGGAUCAUGUAUGCCCUGAAGUACUGUCUGGUCCAGUCGUGCUUGGGUUUUGCUGCAGCCAUGAUCCGUCGGAUCUGAUUGGGCAUCCAACACACAGCCAGUGUCACCACAAUCAGUCCUGGGCAGGCAAGAACAGGAGAGAAAAGGAAACGGGGAGAGAGAAACAGCAUGAGAACAAAAAUAAAUAAAUAAAAACCCAUAAAAUAUUCAGCCCCUUGGUUCUGUUGCUUACUGGCCAAGAAAAGGUACCAAUCUCUCAGCUCUGUACUUGCUUGACGGCUUCUUUUUGCCACUGGCAAAGGAGAAUUUAAUGCUGCUUCAAGCUCAGGGGACUUGGCUAUGUUAAAAAGCAUUAAAUACUUUCGACGGUGUAUUUAUACUGUGGAUGCCUGUUAAUUUUCAAAAUGUUUUCAUUGUUGCUCAUGUAUCCAGAAAAUAUCUCACGUUGGCCAUAAACCUGGCUUUGUCUCUUUGUUUCUAGAUGGGCCCAUGAGCUAUAGCCAUAGAGGGAAACGGUGGCUGUUUUAUAAACAAUGACUGAGCUACAUAAGAAGACACAGUGAUAUUUUGAAGUCAAAUGGAAGUUGUUUCAUUUCGCCUGAACAAAUACAUUUUAUGAUGCUGAUUUUGCAUCCAGUUUCAGGAGAAGUAAAAUCAGGGACAGGUAGUGAUGGAGAAGAGGUACCAGUCAGCCCUGCCCCUUGUGCGUGACUAUCCAGACAUUCAUAUGGAUGUCCAUUACAUUCUGGCUUAUAUAAGCACGGCUACUUCUAUAGUCUGACAAACUGACAUCACAGUACAGUGUGUGUGUGUGUGUGUGUGUGUGUGUGUGUGUGUGUGUGUGUGUGUGUAGAAAGUAGAUGAUUUAUAAAUGUAUGUCCCAAAAGGUAUACAACCUCCAUCUAUAUCAGCAUCUCUGCUUCCUUUCAAAC